Molecule: messenger RNA, 903 nt
Organism: Pecten maximus
Lineage: Eukaryota; Metazoa; Mollusca; Bivalvia; Pectinida; Pectinidae
Product: carnosine synthase 1-like
Exons: 2
Coding region: 1-903 (300 amino acids)
Biological process (GO): carnosine biosynthetic process
Molecular function (GO): ATP hydrolysis activity; carnosine synthase activity
Source: RefSeq, a predicted model, not a curated record
AUGGAUAUGGUGUUGGACAAAAGCAGUUUGCCGGAGACAGAGAAACAUCUGGUAGAAAACAAAACGAUACUCGUAUUUGGGGACGAACAGAUCAACAGAAAGUGUAUUCGAUCUACCCUUACGAAUUAUGGAGUCAAACUUGUCUUGGUUGAAACUGAGCCCGAUAUCGUUCCAUUUGAUGAUGUCUACAAGUACAUACAGUAUGACUACACCGACCACAAGCAAGACGAUUUCCAUGCCGACAGAAUAGUUCAGAUAUUGGCAGAUCUUACGCUACCCGUCAAUGGAUGUUGUACGUUUACAGAUGAAUGCGGACCACUAGCAGCUUAUUUAUGUGAGAAGUUGGGCCUGACUGGAGGUGUAGGCGUAUUGGGGGCAAUGAAUGCUAAGUACAAAAGUUCAACACACAUGUACCUACAGAAAGAAAUCAACGGUGUUCGACAGUUUCCCCGAACGUACGAGUACACCGGAAGAUCUGCUAAAAUCGCAUGCGCAGAAUCACUGAGAUCUGCAGAAGAGACUGUUGGAUUUCCAGCGGUAUGUAAACCAGAUAAUGGAUCAUAUGGUAAUGGGGUGGAUAUGAUUCGGAACAAAGAGGAAUAUGAACGUCUGGGAGAGAAACUCGCAGAUGGGAGUUCAAUGAUGAUAAUGGAAUAUUUUGAUGGCACUGAACACGACAUUGAUGUAAUCAUUUAUGAAGGAGAAGUAAUCGCAGCCAUUGUUUCAGACAAUGGUCCUACAAGAAAAGGAUCCUUCGUGGAAACGUCUAUGUCAAUGCCAACGUGUCUACAUCCAUCCAAGGCCGCGCAACUCAAGACAGCAGCAUCACACUGUUGUAUUGAUAUCGGCAUCCGUAACGGCGUUUUUAAUGUAGAGAUGAAGUUUACGUCCACAGGGUCCUAA